AUGAAAGGCCUAUUUGCUGUCCUUUUAAUGUUUAUUUUUGAUUUGCCUAGCUUGUGUGCUAGAAUAAUGCUUGAUCGAGUAGUUUCUCCAUUCAAUGUUGUUACCUAUGGUGCCACGGGAGAUGGCCUAACCGAUGAUUCUCCUGCUUUUGUAAAAGCGUGGGAAGACACGUGUGGUGCAAUUGAGGGCACCCCAACACUACUCAUACCCAAAGGGAAAACAUUCAUGUUGCAACCCGUGUCGUUCCAGGGUCCUUGCAAAUCUGCAACCGUUAACGUUCAGCUUGAGGGAACUAUAAUUGCCCCAAAAAACGUUGAGGCUUGGGAAUGGGCACAAAAUGAUAGGAGUGCAUGGGUGCAGUUCGAGGGCAUAACUGGCCUUGUUAUCAAUGGACAAGGACUUGUUGAUGGCCAAGGUGCUGCAUGGUGGAACGACUACAAUUCCCAUAAUGAUUAUGACAGGCCAACUGCUCUUCGAUUCGGUAAUUGUGAAAAUCUAAGACUCAGCUCGUUGACUCACAUCAACAGCCCGAGAAAUCAUAUAAGCAUAGAUACAUGCAAUGGCGCAUAUAUCUCCAAUCUUUAUAUUUCUGCUCCAGAGGAUAGUCCAAACACCGAUGGGUUCGAUAUCGCAUCAUCAACCAACAUCGUCAUUGAGAACUCUGUGGUGGAAACUGGUGACGACUGCAUUGCCAUCAACUCUGGGUCUAGCUUCAUCAACGUAACUGGUCUUUAUUGUGGACCUGGCCAUGGCAUCAGUGUUGGGAGCCUCGGAAAAAAUGGAGCUUAUAACACAGUAGAUGAGGUAUAUGUGAGAAAUUGCACUUUCAAUGGAACCACAAAUGGAGCCAGAAUCAAGACAUGGAAGGGAGGAUCAGGAUAUGCUAGGAAGAUCACAUUUGAAGAUAUAAUACUUGUGUCAGCAAAGAAUCCUGUGAUUAUUGAUCAGAAUUAUGACCCUAAUGAUGUUACAGAAGCAGCAGUGAAAGUGAGUGAUGUAACUUACCGCAACAUGAGGGGAACUUCAAGUUGUGAGGAAGUAAUUCAACUGAAUUGUGACAAUACCGUUAGCUGCACCAACAUUGUAUUGGACAAUAUUAACAUAACCUCCGCAAUUGGAGAGAAAAUAUAUGCAUCCUGCAAUAAUGCACAUGGGACAAGCUUUUUGUGUAAUCCACAUGUUUCAUGUCUUUCAUUGUAA
Gastrolobium bilobum is the source of this 1200-nucleotide messenger RNA. RefSeq names its product probable polygalacturonase At3g15720. NCBI's taxonomy places the organism in Eukaryota, Viridiplantae, Streptophyta, Magnoliopsida, Fabales, Fabaceae. The record is from RefSeq and is a predicted model, not a curated record. The transcript has 7 exons. Bases 1 to 1200 code for a protein of 399 amino acids. Gene Ontology annotation, biological process: carbohydrate metabolic process. Gene Ontology annotation, molecular function: polygalacturonase activity.